GCGUAGGCUUAUGUAAUCCCUUGUUCUUGCUUGUUGCUUUGGAUGUACACGAGAGUUUUUCGCUUUUUUCCGCAAUUUUCGCAUAAAAUGAGUGCACUGCAGCGUGUUAUUGCUAAUAACGAAUUGGCAGAGAAUCUCAUAUCAUCCCUGAAGACUGAAAUUACUGCGAUUCGUGGGAUGAAGAUUGAGGAGAGGAAGAGGCAGCUCAGAGAGGAAAAUGCUCGGCUUCGGGUUGAAAUUGAAAAGGCCAAGGCUAAGUUGAUCCAAUUGGAAUGUUCAAAUGGAAAGACACAAAUCCCGAUCCCUGGAGAACAAAAACGGGAAGUUGCAGGUGUAAAAGCUGAAAAGAACCAAGUGAUGGCCGAUCGGGGUGAGAGUGAUGCUCAAAAGCCGCCGGCAGAAAAGAAGCCCAAGAAGGAAAAACCAAAGGCUGCGGCACAGCCUACUCAGGAAGCUCCAGUUGAUGUGGGACGGUUGGAUUUCCGUGUUGGGAAGAUUAUUGAAGUGGCUCGUCAUCCGGACGCUGACAGUUUGUAUGUGGAGAAGAUUGAGUGUGGAGAGGCUCAACCGCGUACAGUGGUGUCUGGCCUGGUGAAAUUUGUGCCCCUGGAGGAAAUGCAGGAUCGCAUGGUGGUGAUACUGUGCAAUCUCAAGCCGGCUAAGAUGAGGGGUGUUACAUCUGAGGCAAUGGUCAUGUGUGCCUCAUCUCCUGACAAGGUUGAGAUUCUGAUACCCCCGGAGGGAGCAGUACCUGGUGACUUAGUUCACUGUGCAGGAUUUGAGAGGCAGCCGGAUGCUCAACUCAAUCCCAAGAAGAAAAUCUUCGAGACUUGUGCUCCGGAUCUCAAAACAAAUGAAUCCAUGGUGGCGUGUUUCCGUGACUCACCGCUAGAGGUUGCUGGCAAGGGUGUGGUUCGUGCCCCGACUCUCAAAAAUGUUACUGUGAAAUAAGGCGGGAAAUGCAAAAGAAAAUAGUUGUCCUUGAUUUUUUUUUGGAAAUAAACAAUAAAUCCUGAAGUUACAGAA
This is a messenger RNA of Phlebotomus papatasi, 1026 nucleotides long. RefSeq names its product aminoacyl tRNA synthase complex-interacting multifunctional protein 1 (gene AIMP1). NCBI's taxonomy places the organism in Eukaryota, Metazoa, Arthropoda, Insecta, Diptera, Psychodidae. The transcript is spliced from 2 exons. Gene Ontology annotation, molecular function: tRNA binding. The coding region runs from base 43 to 951 and encodes 302 amino acids. The record is from RefSeq and is a predicted model, not a curated record.